GCCACACAGUAGACUGAAGCGCGUGUACUAGAGAGCAGAGAUGAGAGCACUGCUGCUCCCAGCAAUCCUGCUGCUGGGGGCAAUCAAUUCAGCCCUGUCUGCUGAAGAGUCCUGUGUGGGGCGAUGUUUGGAGGGUUUCAAUGCCAAAAGUAAAUGCCAAUGUGAUGAUUUAUGUAAUUACUACCAAAGUUGCUGCAUUGACUUCAGUACGGUUUGCAAGAAUAAAGACACCCGUGGAGAUGUAUUUUUUGUCCCUGAAGAUGAACAAGAGUCAGAUCUCCUGACCCAAGUAACAACACCCGUAGAAAACUUUACAGAAACCACACCUGUGAUUGAGAGGCCAACAGAAGAGACCGUGGAGGACGUUGCUGUACCUGAUGACACCCCAGAGGAGCUGUGCAGUGGCAAGCCAUUUGAUGCAUUUACAAACUUCAAAAAUGGCUCUAUGUAUGCUUUCCGAGGUAAAUACUUCUAUGAACUUGAUGAUAAUAAAGCACUAGAUGGCUACCCAAAGCUCAUCAAGGAUGUAUGGGGCAUAGAAGGACCAAUAGAUGCUGCCUUCACUCGCAUAAACUGCCAGGGGAAGACCUACAUGUUUAAGGGUACACAGUACUGGAGAUUCUCAGAUGGAGUUCUGGAUUUGGAAUAUCCUCGGGACAUUAAAGUCGGUUUCAGCAACAUACCAAGUGAUAUUGAUGCUGCUUUUACCUUGCCUGCCAAUAACUACCAAGGCCAGGAGAGAGCUUAUUUCUUUAAAGGCAGACAGUACUGGCAGUAUGAAUUCACUCACCAACCCUCCAGACAGGAGUGUCUUGGCUCAUCCCCAUCAGAGCUAUUCACACGAUAUGCAGUGUUGCAAGAUGACAGCUGGGAAGAUAUAUUCCGUCUACUAGUUGGGGAUUGGUUCACAGGUAGCAGUGCAGGACCUAGAUCUAUAUUCAGGGAUUGGAGAGGGGUACCUAAUGGAGUGGAUGCUGUACUUCCAAGCAGAAUUUAUGUACCCCAGCAGAAACAAUCUGUAUUGCGCCGGAGCAAGAGGAGAAAGAGCAAGCGAAGGAAGAGCCGUAGGAGAAGGCCCAGCAGGAUUGAUCCAUUCCAACAUGAAAUUACGGAGGACUUUUUCAGUUAUGAUGAUUAUGAAGAUGAUCCUGACUGGCUUCCCCCUGAUAGCCAGCCCAAGUGCCAACCCGUUCAGAGUGUUUUCUUCUUUAAAAAUGAUAAAUAUUAUCGUGUCAACCUCCGGACAAAGAGAGUGGACGUCACCUAUCCUCGUUACCCUCGCUCGAUUGCUGAAUACUGGCUGGGCUGUAAGACGUCUGCUACACAAAAAAAGUCAAGCAGUUAA
Molecule: messenger RNA, 1345 nt
Organism: Nanorana parkeri
Lineage: Eukaryota; Metazoa; Chordata; Amphibia; Anura; Dicroglossidae
Gene: VTN
Product: vitronectin
Exons: 8
Coding region: 41-1345 (434 amino acids)
Biological process (GO): immune response; cell-matrix adhesion; cell adhesion mediated by integrin
Molecular function (GO): scavenger receptor activity; polysaccharide binding; extracellular matrix binding
Source: RefSeq, a predicted model, not a curated record